Messenger RNA from Pocillopora meandrina, 897 nucleotides. NCBI's taxonomy places the organism in Eukaryota, Metazoa, Cnidaria, Anthozoa, Scleractinia, Pocilloporidae. The record is from the annotation of a GenBank genome assembly.
AUGUUUGAUGCGUCUUGGCAUCUUUUAUUUCUAUCUACAGGACAAUAUUGGACGCACAGUUUAUCUGCAGGUGAAUAUCCAGAAUAUCAGUGGAACGAAAGCCACGUUCAACCGGGCAUUCAACCUUAUCUUCCUCAGUUCAUGUUUCCACCACCGCAGGCAUCACAGUUCAGCCAUGAAACAGUCAGAUCAGUAUCACCUCAGCCUGGUCCAAGUUUUUCUUCUUUGGAAACAGCUGCAGCCACGUUCAGUCAGUCGCGUGAAGGCACCGAAGGCGAAUCGAGAGCUCUUGUACGCUGGUCUAGAGCUGAUGUGCUGUUGUUAAUUUCCUGCUAUGUCGAACGCAGAGAACGAUUUAAAGAUAUAAACAAAAAGAACAAGUCCCUGUGGGAAGAAAUCAGCGAAGAAUUAAAGAAGAACGGAGUGUUCUUUAAUGCCAAGGCGUGUGAGACGAAAUUGAAAAAUCUGAAGAGAAGUUAUGUUGCUUGUGUUGGUCACAACAAAGUCAGCGGAAAUGACCGAAAGAAAUGCAACUUCUAUGACGAACUUCACGAAAUAUUUUCGAAAGAUGAUGCCAUCGCUCCAAAAACAUUGUGCAGCAACAUUGAUGGUAAACGGAGCAAAGAUGCAGUCAAGAGUGUUAAAAAUUCCAGUUCCACAUUGAGUUCCACAGGUAGUGACACAGAGGAGCCUGUGGUUACAAAAGCAAAGAAAAAGAAGUUACCAGAGCGGAAGAAAAGAGAAGACCUCGUUGGGCUCUCUUUUAAGGAAUUUACACAAGACAGGAAAGAGGAAGAAAAGGAAAAGAUUAAAAAGUUUGAAAAUAUGCACAAUGAACGCAUGGCACUCAUCGGCCGAUUUUUGAAUGUUUUUGAAAAAUCAUUGAACAAAGAGUAA